Molecule: messenger RNA, 666 nt
Organism: Symbiodinium pilosum
Lineage: Eukaryota; Dinophyceae; Suessiales; Symbiodiniaceae
Source: the annotation of a GenBank genome assembly
AUGAUCAAGCAGGACAAUUUUGUGGAAGGAGCCACAUCCCAAGUUGUCAUUUCGGACUUUUCCGCCGCUGCAGUCAGAGCCUUUCUGCGCUUCCUGCACUUUGGGGAGAUAGAGCGGAGCCUUGCGACCAUCCUGGAAGUGGGCAUGCUGGCGGACAAGUAUGAAGUCACCAGGCUACACAAGCUCUGCACCGAAUAUGGCAAUAAGGUUCUGGAUCGUGAAGUUCAGUGCGCGGAGGCCUGCAAGAUGUUUGCGUUGGCAAAUCGCUUUCAGCACACAGAGUUCGGGUGGCGUGCUCUAGAAGUGAUACUUGGGAAGCCAGAAGAAGCAUUGAAGGCUCGACCCUCACUCAGCGCCCGGCUUGUGCGAGAAAUUCUGGCAACGGAAGCCCUCUGCCUAAACGGUGAGAAGCUCAUGUCUCUGAUGUCUAUUUGGGCCGAGGCAGACAGCACGGAGGCAAGCAAAGUUGAACACCUCCUUGAGGCUUAUGCAAAAGGUGUUGAGCAGGCCUAUCUGCGGCUCCAAACCAGAAACGCUCUAUUCGAUUUGAGCCCCAAGAUGUCAAAGAAAUGUGGCUUUGGCUGCGCAGAUCACGUUGCGUGCUUCCGGAGCAUGGAGCAGGAGCAGCGUGAUGCUGACAAGACCAAGAUGAUGUACAGCAGCGGC